AUGUAUGCUGUUGAGCUGAGGAUGCCGCUGAAAAAAAAUGACUCCAUCUUGAGCUCCAUGAAUAGCUUCAUCGGUGCGGUGAACAACAUGGACCAGACUGUCAUGGUGCCCAGCCUGCUGAGGGACAUCGCGUUGGACGAGCACACGGAGAUGAACCCGGACGUGGACGAGGGCGACAUGUGCGCCUACUACCAUCUGCUCAAGUCUUUGCGCGUCCACAUCGAAUGGGGCGUCAGGGCUACCGAGAGCACCAGGCUAACCCGUCAAAACUCCAGAUCGCCAUAUAUGGCUUCAUCAUCUGAAGAGGAGGAGGAUGAAAACGACGAUAGCUUGCAGAAUCAGUUCCAGUACCACCUCAGCGGCCUUCAAGAGGUGCUGUCCAAGCUCACUGUGCAAGCCAAUGCUCUUACCAGGUUUUACAAGCAAAGGGUUGGUAUUUAA
This is a messenger RNA of Nerophis lumbriciformis (worm pipefish), 441 nucleotides long. Lineage: Eukaryota; Metazoa; Chordata; Actinopteri; Syngnathiformes; Syngnathidae. The record is from RefSeq and is a predicted model, not a curated record.